Molecule: messenger RNA, 915 nt
Organism: Pyricularia grisea
Lineage: Eukaryota; Fungi; Ascomycota; Sordariomycetes; Magnaporthales; Pyriculariaceae
Exons: 2
Coding region: 1-915 (304 amino acids)
Biological process (GO): ergosterol biosynthetic process
Cellular component (GO): endoplasmic reticulum
Molecular function (GO): sterol 24-C-methyltransferase activity
Source: RefSeq, a predicted model, not a curated record
AUGGAAGCCUUUACUCGGUGUGGUCCUGCUCAUCCAGUCAUCAACACCAACCCGGCUCUCGAAUCAUACUACCAAUCGCUGGAAAGUAGGAUCGGUUACAAACUAGUUCUAGGCGGGUCCAGGCAUUAUGAGUUUUACGAAAAUGGCCAAUCGUUCCCAUUCCCAAUCGGCCGCGCCCUGCGACGUAUGGAACAGAAGCUAUUUGAGGCUUUACAACUACCUGAAGGCUCCAGAGUAAUUGACGCUGGCUGUGGAGUUGCACACGUCGCCAGUUACAUGGGAAAAAAGGGUCUUCAUAUCACCGCAUUCGACGUCAUCGACCACCACGUGUCUAAAGCGCGGCGCAACAUUACGAAGGCCAGGCUUCCCGAAGGGCAGCUCACCGUCCAGAGGAUGGACUAUCACCACAUAGAAACCAUCCCGUCUGCGUCUCACGAUAGACUCUACACGAUAGAGACCUUUUUGCACUCCACGGACCCAGAGGCGGUGCUAGCGGGCGUCUAUCGCGUCCUCAAGCCGGGUGGGCGCAUAGCGCUGUUCGAGUACAAACACGAUUUGGAUGAUCCCGAUGCGCCGCCUGGCAGCCUCGCGAGCGAUUUGAAAGAAGUCAACAAAUGGGCGGCCAUGCCAACAUGUCAGCGGUCCAAUACGGGCUUGUUUGAGGAUAUAAUUCGGGAGGCAGGCUUCGAAAACGUUGAGGUGCGCGACUAUUCGGAAUAUAUACGACCCAUGCUCCGGCUAUUUUACUACAUGGCUAUUAUGCCUUACUUUUUUGUAAGGCUGUUUGGCUUGCAAAGGUUUUUUAUCAACACUAUGGCUGGUGCUAGGGGUUUCGUAGGCCUGGGAGCCUGGAGAUACGUCGCGAUCACGGCCACGAAGCCUGAUGGUGAAAUCGAGGGCUCCAAGAUGAAGUAA